AUGCUCUUCUCUACCAUCGUUGCUGUUGCCUCUGCUGCUCUCGUGAGCGCCACCCCCACUAAGCGCGUCGAUAACCGCGAGUGGAUUCACCUCGAAGUCAACGGCGGUUAUGAAGGCCAAGACCUCUGCGUCGGUCUCCCACCCAUCGCCUCCGGCUCCUACCUCGGCGGCGCCAUCUGCGGCAGCAGCAACGCGACCAUCAGCGACCUCACCACGCUCAUCGCCCUCUACGGCGUCGGCAAGUCGGGUCCGCUCAGGAACUCGCAGUACGGAUGCCCGACGUCGACUGGGGUUGAUCUCACUGGUGCUUCGGAUAUCCCUGUCGUCGAGUGCGAUCCGGAGGACCUGAACCAGUACUUCACGAUCCAUGAUGAUGGGACCGUUAUUAACGACGCGACGGGUGCUUGUCUUACUAUGGGCAAGAAGGCGCCCAGUGCUCCUUUGACUUUGGACACGUGCGGCGGAGCGGUGGCUGACCUUCAGCAGUUCACCGCCGUUCACAUCACGUCGACCUGA
Molecule: messenger RNA, 516 nt
Organism: Peniophora sp. CBMAI 1063
Lineage: Eukaryota; Fungi; Basidiomycota; Agaricomycetes; Russulales; Peniophoraceae
Source: the annotation of a GenBank genome assembly